Messenger RNA from Poeciliopsis prolifica (blackstripe livebearer), 497 nucleotides. Its product is annotated as apoptosis-associated speck-like protein containing a CARD. The coding region runs from base 52 to 324 and encodes 90 amino acids. The record is from RefSeq and is a predicted model, not a curated record. NCBI's taxonomy places the organism in Eukaryota, Metazoa, Chordata, Actinopteri, Cyprinodontiformes, Poeciliidae. The transcript has 3 exons.
UCAGUGUCGGUUCGGGUUCUGCUACGUUGGUUCGGGUUCUGCUCCAGAGAAAUGCCUCGCAGCGUCAAGCAGCUUCUGGCUGAAACCCUGGAGGACCUGAGCAAAGACAACCUGGACAAGUUCAUCUUCCAGCUGCUGGACCGCAGAGAGGAGCCGCGGGUCAGACGCUGCAGGGUGGAGGGCAAGAGCCGCCUGGAGGUCGUGGAUGUUCUGGUCUCCACCUUCACGGAGGACCAGGCUGUGGACGUCACCGUGGAGAUCCUGAGGAGCAUCAGCUGCAAGCAGCAGGCGGAGAGACUCAUCCAGGAGAAACAAAGCGGAUGACGGCGGCUGCUUUUACGGAGCUGCAGAUGAUGGAGGUGAAACCAACGUUUCUGCAGAAACCAGAGGAAGUUCAGCUGCAGAAUCAUUAAAAUCAUAAAGUGCAAUGAAUUUACUUUUUAUGAUGUUUUCCUCCAACUUCUGGAGAUAAAUAAAUGUUUUCAUCUGGAAUAAUG